Molecule: messenger RNA, 2414 nt
Organism: Ziziphus jujuba (common jujube)
Lineage: Eukaryota; Viridiplantae; Streptophyta; Magnoliopsida; Rosales; Rhamnaceae
Product: dihydrolipoyllysine-residue acetyltransferase component 1 of pyruvate dehydrogenase complex, mitochondrial
Exons: 23
Coding region: 196-2082 (628 amino acids)
Biological process (GO): pyruvate decarboxylation to acetyl-CoA
Cellular component (GO): mitochondrion; pyruvate dehydrogenase complex
Molecular function (GO): acyltransferase activity
Source: RefSeq, a predicted model, not a curated record
AAAAAAAAAGAAAAAAAAAAGAGGAGUUUGGUGGGUGCGGGGUGGCUGAGUGUGGGGUGCAAGUCGUGAAAAACAGUCGAAGAGUUCGCAGCCAAAAAACUCUGACUCUCUCUCUCUCUCUCUGCUCUGGCCCGAGCAAGAUAUAUAGCAGACUGAAACAGGGAAAAAAAAAAAAAAGCUUUCAUUUUCUCAGCCAUGGCGCUUUCACGGCUUCGACGGCCAGUGAUCUCUCGGGUUCGUUGUAUCUUCAGAGCUCGUCUACCCUCUUCAUCUCCUUCCAGAUCCUUUUCUCGCACUUCCUGUGCACAAAAUCUUAUUAUGGGUGGUCUGGGUGGACAGGACACUCUCUUAAGGCCCACAUCCUUGUCAAUGGUCAGUGGAGUUCAUAAUAAACUUCUGAAAUUCAAGCCAUGCAGUGGAGUCAAAUACUUCUCAACUGAAGAUACUUCGCAUACAGUCCUUGGGAUGCCAGCUUUAUCUCCUACAAUGAGUCAAGGCAACAUUGCAAAGUGGAGGAAGAAAGAAGGAGAUAAGAUAGCAGUGGGCGAUGUACUAUGUGAAAUUGAAACUGACAAAGCCACUCUUGAGUUUGAAAGUCUUGAAGAAGGGUUUUUGGCUAAAAUACUGGUACCUGAAGGUUCAAAAGAUGUGCCUGUUGGACAACCUAUUGCAAUAACGGUUGAAGAUGAAGAUGAGAUCCAAAACGUUCCUGCUACUGUAGCAGGAGGAUCUGAGAUUAAAAAGGAGGUAAAAAAUGAGGACAAGGUACAAGAAACAAGUUCCUCUAAGAUAAAUACUUCAGAGCUUCCCCCUCAUGUUGUUCUUGAGAUGCCAGCUUUAUCUCCAACAAUGAACCAGGGAAAUAUUUAUAAGUGGAGAAAGAAUGAAGGAGAUAAGAUUGAAGUCGGUGAUGUGAUAUGUGAGAUAGAGACAGAUAAAGCCACCCUUGAGUUUGAAUGCCUUGAAGAAGGGUACUUGGCAAAGAUACUAGCACCAGAAGGUUCAAAGGAUGUGGCAGUUGGACAACCCAUUGCAAUAACAGUUGAGGAUCCAGCUGAUUUGGACAUUGUAAAGAAUGCUGUUAGCAGUAGUUCUGGUUUGAAAGAAGAAAAGCCAAUCGAUCAAAGCACUAAAAGUGAAGUUGAAGCACUGAAGACCACUGUUACAAGGAUCAGUCCCUCAGCAAAGGUGCUAAUUGCAGAACAUGGAUUGGACAUUUCGUCAUUGAAGGCAUCGGGUCAUUAUGGCACGCUACUAAAGGGAGAUGUUUUAGCUGCAAUAAAGUCGGGAGUCAAAUCUUCAAAAGUUCCUUCAUCGAAAGAAAAGACUGUUCCUUCUCCCACAGCCUCAACAGAGUCAAAAUCUCACUUAAGGCAGUCAGAUUUUUUUGAAGAUUUACCCAACAGUCAAAUUCGCAAGGUGAUAGCUAGAAGGUUGUUGGAGUCAAAACAAAAUACACCACACUUAUAUUUAUCAUCAGACGUUCUACUGGAUCCUCUUCUCUCUCUUAGAAAAGAUCUUAAAGAGAAGCAUGAUGUUAAAGUUUCAGUCAAUGAUAUUGUCAUCAAAGCUGUAGCUGUAGCAUUGAGAAAUGUACCAGAAGCAAAUGGCUACUGGGAUGAUGAGAAAGGAGAAAUCAUACUGAAUGAAUCUGUUGAUAUAUCAAUUGCGGUGGCCACCGAAAAGGGUUUGAUGACUCCAAUCGUGAGGAAUGCAGAUCAGAAAAGUAUAUCAGCUAUUUCCUCAGAGGUCAAGGAACUAGCAGAGAAGGCAAGGGCAGGAAAACUUAAGCCAAAUGAAUUCCAAGGAGGAACUUUCAGCAUUUCAAACUUGGGAAUGUUUCCAGUGGAUAAUUUUUGUGCGAUUAUAAAUCCACCACAGGCUGGCAUCCUUGCGGUAGGUAGAGGCAACAAAGUUGUUGAACCAGUAGUUGGAAGUGAUGGAAUCGAGAGGCCUGCAGUUGUCACUAAAAUGAACUUGACAAUAUCUGCUGAUCAUCGUGUUUUCGAUGGCAAAGUUGGAGCUGCGUUCCUCUCAACUUUACGUUCAAACUUCAUUGAUAUCCGGAGACUGCUUUUGUAACAACAUUACGCAAGCCUAAAAUUAGUUGUUCGACUGUUUUCUUCAGAAAGCAAGUCAGAAUUUGCAGAGAAUCACAAUUUUUCAAUGGAGUAUCCAUUACUUUAAUGUUUUGCAUUUUUGAUGUCGUCGAUGUUUUCUGGAAUUUCCUUUGGUAUAUCAAACUUGACUUUUUUCAAGGUCGAAGUUAUUGAUGUGCCAAUCGAUGCAAAAUUUUGCAUGAAUUUUAGGUUUUAAAUUUAUGUUCCCUAAAAAAAGGGAUUGAUGAUGUAUGAAGAAGGAACAGAAAAUGCUGAUACUUUAACCAAUAAAAUUUCCCCCAUUGUGCAGGCCUA